AUGAAAUACGUUGUUGUCUCCGGUGGUGUCAUUUCGGGAAUCGGUAAGGGCGUGCUUGCGUCGUCCACCGGUUUGCUUUUCAAGACCUUGGGUUUCAGAGUCACCUCCAUCAAAAUCGACCCAUACAUGAACAUCGACGCGGGUACAAUGUCUCCCUUGGAGCAUGGUGAGUGUUUUGUUUUGAACGACGGUGGAGAGGUCGACUUGGACUUGGGAAACUACGAGCGGUACUUGAACAUCACCUUGACCAGAGACCACAACAUCACCACGGGGAAGAUCUACUCGCAUGUUAUUGAGAGAGAAAGAAAAGGUGACUACUUGGGCAAGACGGUGCAGGUUGUUCCACACAUCACUGAGGCCAUCCAGCAGUGGAUUGAAAGAGUCGCCAGAAUCCCUGUGGACGAAUCUGGCUUGGAGCCAGAGGUGUGUAUCGUAGAGUUGGGUGGUACUGUGGGAGACAUUGAGAGUGCUCCAUUUGUGGAGGCCUUGAGACAGUUCCAGUUCAGAGUGGGGCUGGAGAACUUCGCCUUGAUUCAUGUUUCGCUCGUUUUGGUGAUUCACGGUGAACAGAAAACUAAACCAACCCAGGCGGCCAUCAAGGAAUUGCGCUCCCUCGGUUUGAACCCAGACAUGAUUGCGUGCAGAUGCUCAGAGGAGUUGGAAGUGGCUACCGUUCAAAAGAUCGGCAUGUUCUGCCACACGGGUCCCGAGCAGGUGGUAGCCAUCAGAGACGUCAACUCCACCUACCACGUGCCACUCUUGUUGCAAGAGCAGCGCAUGAUGAAGUUCUUGCUGAAAAAGUUGCAUUUGGAUAAAGUCGACUUGACAGAAGCCGCAAGGGCCAAGGGCGCAGCUCUUUUGUCCUCGUGGAGAAAGUUGACCUCUGCUCACGACAAGUCUGUCGAACAAGUCACCAUCGCCCUUGUAGGUAAGUACACCAACUUAAAAGACUCGUACCUUUCAGUGAUCAAGGCAUUGGAGCACUCGGCCAUGCGCUGCUACCGCAAGUUGAAGAUCGAGUGGGUCGAGUCGAGCGACUUGGAGAUUGAGACCAAGGAGUCCUCUCUCGCUGACUACCACAAAGCAUGGCACUUGGUGUGCCAAGCGGACGGUAUUCUUGUUCCUGGAGGUUUCGGUUCUAGAGGUAUUGAGGGAAUGAUCGCCGCCGCAAACUAUGCCAGAGUUAACAAUGUGCCAUACUUGGGUGUGUGCUUGGGUUUGCAGGUUGCUGUCAUUGAGUUUGUCAGAAACAUGGUGGGCAUUGAGGGCUCUACCUCGAUGGAGUUCCACCCUGAGGCCAGUGAAGAAACCUCCUCCGUGGUGUACAUGCCAGACGUUGACCAGAUCAACUUGGGAGGUACCAUGCGAUUGGGUAUUCAUGCUACGAAGUUUGUUGAGGACUCAGAGUGGUCGAAGUUGAGAAAGUUGUACGGCGGUGCCGACUCUGUGCUUGAGAGACACAGACACAGAUACGAGGUCAAUCCAAAGUUGAUUGACAGAAUCGAGACGAAGGGGUUGAAGUUCAUUGGUAAGGACGAGACCGAAAAGAGAAUGGAAAUCAUUGAGCUUCAGCAUCACAAGUUCUUCGUUGGCACCCAGUACCACCCAGAGUAUUGUUCCAAGGUGUUGGACCCAUCGAGACCAUUCUUGGGAUUGGUGGCUGCCUCGGCAGGUAUUUUGGAUGAUGUCAUGGCCAGACCCGACAUCCACGAGAAGGGGGAGUUUUAA
Molecule: messenger RNA, 1728 nt
Organism: Candidozyma auris
Lineage: Eukaryota; Fungi; Ascomycota; Pichiomycetes; Serinales; Metschnikowiaceae
Gene: URA7
Product: CTP synthase URA8
Exons: 1
Coding region: 1-1728 (575 amino acids)
Biological process (GO): pyrimidine nucleobase biosynthetic process; CTP biosynthetic process
Cellular component (GO): cytoophidium; cytoplasm
Molecular function (GO): CTP synthase activity; identical protein binding
Source: RefSeq, a predicted model, not a curated record